GGGCGGGGUUCCGGAGGCGGCCACGCGCGGCCAGGCCUACUUUUUCGGCCUCGCGCCAGCGGCAGACGAGGAAGGAGGGGCCUCGGCCACCGUGGGCCUCCUGCCCCACAGCCUUGCCUCCACCCGGGGCUUCACCACAGACCCCUUUGUGUUCCUGCCCCCGCCCCGGAGGCGCCCCAGCCGGCGGCGCUGAGUUCCCUCAUUGGCUCAGCCGCCGGCUUCAUCGAUUGGCUCCCGAGUCGGCCGGCGUGGUGCGCCUCUUCUCGCUACUAUAGGUCGUCGGAGCUGCUCCUCAGGCCGCCGCGCGCAGUGAUUGCUCGGCCGCUCGAAGUCCCUGGAAGCAGUUCCGGGAAACCCCGCGUGCUGCCGGGAUCGCGUCUCGGUCCAUGAGGGGGGGAGGGGGUGGCGCGCGCGCCAUUUCUAGUCGUUUUCAAAGCGCCUCGCGCUGAUUCUCACGGGCCCAGCGGCCGGCCCCAGCUCUGCCCUGUUCAUCAGAAUUUGAGGCUUGCCUUGAGAAACACUUAUCCACCCAGCGAUUAACCACGGAGUCUGCGUCUCUAUAGACAUUACAGCAUAAUAAAAUGGCUAAUCAGGUGAAUGGUAAUGCGGUACAGUUAAAAGAAGAGGAAGAACCAAUGGAUACUUCCAGUGUAACUCACACAGAACACUACAAGACACUGAUAGAGGCAGGCCUCCCACAGAAGGUGGCAGAAAGACUUGAUGAAAUAUUUCAGACAGGAUUGGUAGCUUAUGUCGAUCUUGAUGAAAGAGCAAUUGAUGCUCUCAGGGAAUUUAAUGAAGAAGGAGCUUUGUCUGUACUACAGCAGUUCAAGGAAAGUGACUUGUCACAUGUUCAGAACAAAAGUGCAUUUUUAUGUGGAGUUAUGAAGACCUACAGGCAAAGGGAGAAACAGGGGAGCAAGGUGCAAGAGUCCACAAAGGGACCUGAUGAAGCAAAGAUCAAGGCCUUGCUUGAGAGGACUGGUUAUACCCUGGAUGUAACCACAGGACAGAGGAAAUAUGGUGGUCCUCCACCAGACAGUGUGUACUCUGGCGUACAACCUGGAAUCGGAACAGAAGUCUUUGUAGGUAAAAUACCAAGAGAUUUAUAUGAGGAUGAGUUGGUGCCCCUUUUUGAAAAGGCUGGUCCCAUUUGGGAUCUACGUCUUAUGAUGGAUCCACUGUCUGGACAGAACAGAGGGUAUGCAUUUAUCACCUUCUGUGGAAAGGAAGCUGCACAAGAAGCUGUUAAACUGUGUGACAGCUAUGAAAUUCGCCCUGGUAAACACCUUGGAGUGUGCAUUUCUGUGGCAAACAACAGGCUUUUUGUUGGAUCAAUUCCGAAGAAUAAGACUAAAGAAAACAUUCUGGAAGAAUUCAGUAAAGUCACAGGUUUAACAGAGGGUUUGGUGGACGUUAUUCUCUAUCAUCAACCCGAUGACAAAAAGAAGAAUCGGGGGUUCUGCUUCCUUGAGUAUGAGGAUCACAAGUCAGCAGCACAAGCCAGACGCCGGCUGAUGAGUGGAAAAGUAAAAGUAUGGGGAAAUGUAGUUACAGUUGAAUGGGCUGACCCUGUGGAAGAACCAGAUCCAGAAGUCAUGGCUAAGGUGAAAGUUUUAUUUGUGAGAAACUUGGCUACUACGGUGACAGAAGAAAUAUUGGAAAAGUCUUUUUCUGAAUUUGGAAAACUUGAAAGAGUGAAGAAGUUGAAAGAUUAUGCAUUUGUUCAUUUUGAAGACAGAGGAGCAGCUGUUAAGGCCAUGGAUGAAAUGAAUGGCAAAGAAAUAGAAGGGGAAGAAAUUGAAAUAGUCUUAGCCAAGCCACCAGACAAGAAAAGGAAAGAGCGCCAAGCUGCUAGACAGGCCUCCAGAAGCACUGCGUAUGAAGAUUAUUACUAUCACCCUCCUCCUCGCAUGCCACCUCCAAUUAGAGGUCGGGGUCGUGGUGGGGGGAGAGGUGGAUAUGGCUACCCUCCAGAUUACUAUGGCUAUGAAGAUUACUAUGAUGAUUACUAUGGCUAUGAUUAUCACGACUAUCGUGGAGGCUAUGAAGAUCCCUACUACGGCUAUGAUGAUGGCUAUGCAGUAAGAGGAAGAGGAGGAGGAAGGGGAGGGCGAGGUGCUCCACCACCACCAAGGGGGCGGGGAGCACCACCUCCAAGAGGUAGAGCUGGCUAUUCACAGAGGGGGGCACCUUUGGGACCACCAAGAGGCUCUAGGGGUGGCAGAGGGGGUCCUGCACAACAGCAGAGAGGCCGUGGUUCCCGUGGAUCUCGGGGCAACCGUGGGGGCAAUGUAGGAGGCAAGAGAAAGGCAGAUGGGUACAACCAACCUGAUUCCAAGCGCCGACAGACCAACAACCAACAGAACUGGGGGUCCCAGCCCAUCGCUCAACAGCCGCUUCAGCAAGGUGGUGACUAUUCUGGUAACUAUGGUUACAAUAAUGACAACCAGGAAUUUUAUCAGGAUACUUAUGGGCAACAGUGGAAAUAGACAAGUGAGGGCUUGAAAAUGAUACUGACAAGAUACGAUUGGCUCUAGAUCUACAUCCUUCAAAAAAAAUUGGCUUAUCUGUUUCAUCUUUAAGUGGCAAUUUGCUGCCAUUUGUAUUGGGCUGAAGAAAUCACUAUUGUGUAUAUACUCAAGUCUUUUUAUUUUUUCCUCUUUUCAUAAAUGCUCUUGGACAUUAUUGGGCUUGCAGAGUUCCCUUAUUCUGGGAGUUACAAUGCUUUUAUCGUUUCAGGCUUCAUUUUAGCUUCAAAACAAGCUGAGCACACUGUUAAAUCAUGAUUUUGCAGAACCUUUGGUUUUGGACAGUUUCAUUUUUUGGAUUUGGGAUAGAUUACCUAGCAGUAUGGAGUAUGCUGUAAAUAAAAAUACAAGCUAGUGCUUUGUCUUAGUAGUUUUAAGAAAUUAAAGCAAACAAAUUUAAGUUUUCUUGUAUUGAAAAUAACCUAUGAUUGUAUGUUUUGCAUUCCUAGAAGUAGGUCAACUGUGUUUUUAAAUUGUUAUAACUUCACACCUUUUUGAAAUCUGCCCUACAAAAUUUGUUUGGCUUAAACGUCAAAGCCGUGACAAUUUGUUCUUUGAUGUGAUUGUAUUUCCAAUUUCUUGUUCAUGUAAGAUUUCAAUAAAACUCAAAAAUCUAUUCAAAACAUUA
Messenger RNA from Hippopotamus amphibius kiboko, 3159 nucleotides. It is a transcript of the gene HNRNPR, whose product is annotated as heterogeneous nuclear ribonucleoprotein R. Gene Ontology annotation, molecular function: mRNA binding. The transcript has 12 exons. Bases 582 to 2492 code for a protein of 636 amino acids. Lineage: Eukaryota; Metazoa; Chordata; Mammalia; Artiodactyla; Hippopotamidae. Gene Ontology annotation, cellular component: nucleus; ribonucleoprotein complex. The record is from RefSeq and is a predicted model, not a curated record.